AUGAAUACGAGAGGGGCAUGGGAAUUUCUCUGGACGGCAUUUUCGCUAUUAUGUCUGCAAACCACCGCAGCAGAACUUUCUCCAACUGGAACGGGCAGUGCCUACGCCUCUCGCUGCAAUGCCGCCAAGCAGGACUGGCAGAAGUCCCAAGGCAGGACGUUCGUGUCCGAAACGACGUACAAUUCUACGUUCACUGGGCUCGGGCAGUCGACUUCGAUCACGACCAAGACGUUCUUGAGCGAUGAUGCCGCGCCUUUUACCCUGUGUGAUGGGUACCCGAGGAUCAAUGGCUCCAGGACGAUCUUGACUGUUACGACUACGACGCCUUUUACGAGUACCAUCGAGACGAGUUCUUCGGUAUACAGCAGCUUUCCACCGCCGCGAUGUAUCAUUGAGUCUGAUGAUUGUGCUCGGCUGAGAAGUGACCUUUCGAGGAGUUUGGAUGUGUUCACGUCCUUGAACGCCGAAGGCAAUCCUACCAUGGCAUAUCCUUCAAGUCCAAUCUGUGGCCCUGCGACCUUGAUUCCAGUAACGGCUUCGCUGGGAAAGCCGGCUUGUGCAAUGCAGGAGGCUUCUGUGCGGUUACUGUACUGGCCAGUCACUGUGGCGAGUACAUGUGAUUCCUGUCAACGAGCGACUUGUCCGACUACGACUUUGGGACCGACGAUAUCGGGACAGCCGAAUACUUUCAAGACGCUCAAUACGACUCUGACUAGCCCCACGGUUUACAUCGAGUUUGUAGGCUCCUGGGCGUACACGAGCCAAGGGACGACGUUCUCCACUCCACAGACGCUGAUCGUCGCACAAGAGGCGGAUGCAGUCUCCUCUCACUGCGGGAAGCCUGGUGGUGGAUAUGGACCGCCUCGGAAAGUCAACUAUGCGGACUUCAACGAGCCAGUCCCAGCAGACGUCUACCGCUGCCAACCGAGUUGCUACGUGGAGCCUAUGCCUUUCACCUACACCGACGUCACCCACACAUACACCUACGACUUGGGAUCCACGACGCUUACCAAGACUCCCAUCGAACAGUCGUACAUCUCCGAAGCCGCUUCAAAUCUCUGCUCGACGAUCUGGAACGACUACGCGCCUGUGCUCAUGAUUCCUGAGGCUUUCAAGACGAUCAACCCGGCGGGAUUUCAGGAGCCUGGGUCGAUAUAUGGGGAUGAUAAUCCUUGCAAUUUCAUCUUCAAUGAGGAUGCGGUUCUGUUCGAUCCGCCUCUGGCUUUGACGGAGGCGAGCGAGGCUGCGAAACCGACGCUGCCGCAUGCGAAUAGUGCGUAUACGACUCCUACUGAUGCGGAUCCGACUGCCAUCGCAGCGACUACGAGUGAACCGACUGUGGCGGCACUACCGGAGAGUCUGGGUCUUACGUUGCCGUCGAAUGGGCCUGUCGCUACUGUGUACACGGAUCCCAAGCCGACAGAACAUUCUUCGCAAGCCAUCGGCGAUGUCAUCGCCAGCGUCCUAGGCAUGACAAGCAAAGGAAACUCGAACAACAGUCCACUAACCCUCGCAAUGGCCCCAGACGGCUCCGCCCUCAUCGUCAACGGCGUGACAACAACCGUCUCAGGCGCAGAUUCUGAAGCAACUGGCAUGAUCACAGUCGCCGGCAACACCAUGGGCUACACCAGCGCAGACGGCACGCUGAUCAUCGGCGAUCAGACGCUUACUCGGGGUGGAUCCGUCACACUUCGCGGAAAGAGCUCAUCGAGCCCUGUUAUCACGCAUCAGCAAGGCACCGUUGUGAGACCCCAGACGGCCGCUACAACUUCGGGGGUUUCAAUCCUGCCCGCGAAUCUGUGGAGGGGUUUGGCGUUUGUGGUGAUGGCUGUGUUCUUGAUGGUUUUGUAG
Molecule: messenger RNA, 1851 nt
Organism: Zasmidium cellare ATCC 36951
Lineage: Eukaryota; Fungi; Ascomycota; Dothideomycetes; Mycosphaerellales; Mycosphaerellaceae
Exons: 1
Coding region: 1-1851 (616 amino acids)
Source: RefSeq, a predicted model, not a curated record